AUGAGUUCCUCUAAUUUCCCUUCCAAAACUAGCCGCUUAUCUGAGAAUUAUGGAUUAGAAACUUUCAAGGAAAUGCGCAAACAGUACAAAGAGAUGAUAUCAACACUUCCCAAACGAGAGUCUGAGUAUCCUUUUUUUGAUAGCUGUCAAUAUGAAGGCUUUUGGUACAAUUCAUCCUUCUUAGAAUCAGCUCUAUGUAUGCAACAAAACUUCAAAGCUCAACCCUCUGAUAUUUUCCUUUGCAGUGCUCCAAAAACAGGCACCACUUGGCGUAAUGCCUUAACCUUUUCCAUUAUGACUAGACAUGACGAUUUUACAAAUAGCCCUUUACUCAAUAAGUUACCCCAUGAAUGCAUACCCUGCUUGGAAUUAGCUUUUCUCUCCAAUCCUAAAUUUGUAGACGCGGAGUUGCCAUUAUUAUCAACACAUCUUCCUUACACACUCUUACCAAAAUCCAUAUUAGAAUCAGAUAAUUGCAAGAUCAUUUACAUAUGUAGAGAACCAAAAGAUACAUUUGUUUCUUGGUGGCAUUUCACACAAAAGAUCAAAGCUAAAUUAAGUAGUAAAGUAUCCCUAGUUACACUCGAUCAAGCAUUUAAGUGGUUUUGCCAAGGAAAAUCCGGAUAUGGACCUUACUGGGAUCACAUAUUGGGAUACUGGAAAGCAAGUGUUGAGAGACCCGAGAGAGUUUUCUUCUUCAAGUACGAAGAUUUGAAGGAGGACACGUUGGGUUAUGUCAAGAAGUUGGCUGAUUUCAUGGACAAACCCUUCUCUAAGGAGGAACAAGAGCGAGGUGUACCUCAAGAAAUUGUGUCACGUUGUAAUUUCGAAAAUUGGAGCAAUUUAGAGGUGAAUAAGAGUGAGAAAUAUAUAUAUGAAAACUUGCCAGGAGUAAGUAACAGUCUACUUUUUCGAAAAGGAGAUAUUGGCGAUUGGAAGAACUAUUUGACAAAGGAUAUGGCAAAAUUCAUUGAUGACAUAACGCUUGAGAAAUUUAAAUCUUCGGGGUUGACAUUCGCUUCUUCAGUAAAGUAA
Messenger RNA from Solanum stenotomum, 1035 nucleotides. RefSeq names its product flavonol sulfotransferase-like. The transcript has a single exon. Gene Ontology annotation, biological process: sulfation. NCBI's taxonomy places the organism in Eukaryota, Viridiplantae, Streptophyta, Magnoliopsida, Solanales, Solanaceae. Gene Ontology annotation, molecular function: sulfotransferase activity. The coding region runs from base 1 to 1035 and encodes 344 amino acids. Gene Ontology annotation, cellular component: cytoplasm. The record is from RefSeq and is a predicted model, not a curated record.